Messenger RNA from Pungitius pungitius (ninespine stickleback), 4900 nucleotides. It is a transcript of the gene adarb2, whose product is annotated as adenosine deaminase RNA specific B2 (inactive). Gene Ontology annotation, cellular component: nucleolus; cytoplasm. Gene Ontology annotation, biological process: RNA processing; adenosine to inosine editing. NCBI's taxonomy places the organism in Eukaryota, Metazoa, Chordata, Actinopteri, Perciformes, Gasterosteidae. Bases 517 to 2787 code for a protein of 756 amino acids. The transcript has 10 exons. The record is from RefSeq and is a predicted model, not a curated record. Gene Ontology annotation, molecular function: double-stranded RNA binding; tRNA-specific adenosine deaminase activity; double-stranded RNA adenosine deaminase activity.
GAAAGAAAGAAAUGCCGAAAGAAAAAAGUAGGAGGAGGAUUUAAAAAAUAUAUAUAUAAAAGAAACAUUUUAUAAAGCAGCGGGUGAAUAAGGGGUGCGAGUUGGUGGGUGUCGCCGGUGAUGUCACACCUCCCAGACAGCCACGAUUGGACCCUAAUUAGAAAGCUCGGCAGCAAAUAGAUAAGCGUCCUGCAUGAUUGAAUCCAAAGUGGCUGAUGCCCAAAAUCUGUGCAGAGGCGCAGAGUCGAACGGCGCGCCGGCACCAGCGCUGCCUUAGAGCCGCCCGACAGUCGCUCCGCGAGCCGGAGGCGACCAGGAGUUUCCAGAGGUGACACGGGAACGGCGACCGGGAAAACCACACGCACACACGCACAUACACUCACACACAAGGAGGGACGAGAGCACAGUCCGAAUCAACGCGGGAGCGGGACGCUGCGCUGUCGGAGCGCAACAAAGACGGAAGCGAUCGAAGUCCGAAGGGGAGUCGAGCCGCGCCGCGCUCCAGAGGCUGCGCUCAUGGCAUCCGUGCUCGGCAACGGCGGCCGCGCGUCCGGGGCUCCGAGCGGACAGGUGAAAUGCAAGCUGAAGAGGAGGCGGAGGAGGCGAUCCAAGAGGAAAGAGAAAGUCAGUAUGCUGUCGGCAUUGAUCGCCCCCUUCAAGUACAUAAGCCCUGGGACCAGCAGCACAGAGGACGAGGACAGUUUAAGCACCAGCAGUGCAGAGGUAAAGGAAAACCGAAACAUCGGUAACUUGGAGGACCGCCCCGUUGGAUCGGCAGCGUGCCAGACGCUCUUCAGCUCCGACGCUGGUCUGAAGAGGAAGCGGCCCCUGGAGGAGGACAACAACGGGCACUUGUGUGAACUCCGGCUGAUCUAUAAGAAAGUGUCCUGGUCCGAGGCACCGAAGAACGCCCUGGUGCAGCUCAACGAGCUCCGGCCGGGCCUGCAGUACCGCGUGGUGUCUCAGACUGGCCCCGUCCACGCACCCGUCUUCUCCAUCGCCGUAGAGGUCAACGGGCUGACCUUCGAGGGCACGGGCCCCACGAAGAAGAAAGCCAAGAUGAAGGCCGCCGAGCUGGCCCUCAAGUCCUUUGUGCAGUUCCCCAACGCUCCUCAGGCCCAUCUGGCCAUGGGCAACAUCUCAAACCCGUCGGCCGACUUCACCUCCGACCAGGCGGACUUCCCCGGCACGCUCUUCAAGGAGUUUGAGUCUUCUCGGUGCUCCGAUGGCCUCUCGCUCUGCGACUCGGCAGCAGAGAGCGAGCUGCUGUCGAGUGAGCUACUGAGACACGGACGCCUGCUCCGCCACACCUUGGACCUGAUGGUGCAGGCCCAACAGAGGCUAGGUGGGAUUGUUCCGGACCCAGAGGCCCCCAAGAGUCCCGUGGCGUUGCUCAACGAGCUCCGGCCGGGCCUGCGCUACGCCUGCCUUUCGGAGCGAGCCGAGGGCCGGCGGCUGCGGAGCUUCGUGAUGGCGGUGCGCGUGGACGGGCGGAUAUUUGAGGGCUGCGGGCGCAGCAAGAAGCUGGCCAAGAACCAGGCGGCCCAGUGUGCUCUUCAGGCCCUCUUCAACAUCAGGACGGCCCCUGAGGGGAAGACGGACCUCAAAGCCAGCAGGAAGAGCUGUCCUCAUUUACCCCAGGUCUUUGCCGAUUCCAUAUUCCACUUGGUGAGGGACAAGUACCGGUCGCUGGUUGGUGGCUGCAGUCCUGCGCACGCUCGACACAAAUCCCUGGCAGGCAUCGUAAUGACCCGAGGUCUGGACCUGAGGCACGCCCAGGUGGUGGCGUUGUCCACGGGAACCAAGUGUAUCAACGGGGAAUACCUGAGUGACCAGGGACAAGUGGUCAAUGACUGUCACGCAGAAGUCACGGCUCGCAGAGCGCUGCUACGCUUCCUCUACUCUCAACUGGAACUCUUCUUAAGUAAAAGGCCGGAGGACUGCGAGGAGUCAAUAUUUGUGCAGCACAAGGAGUGCGGCUACAGGUUGAGAGACAACGUCCAUUUCCACAUGUACAUCAGCACCUCGCCGUGUGGGGACGGGAGGCUCAACUCGCCCUAUGAAAUCACCUCUGACUUACACAGCAGCAGACACCUCAUGAGGAAGCACCGCAGCCACCUGCGGACCAAAAUCGAGUCAGGCGAGGGGACGGUGCCGGUGCGAGGUCGGGGGCCCGCCCAGACGUGGGACGGCGUCUUACAGGGCGAGCAGCUCAUCACCAUGUCCUGCACCGACAAGAUCACCAGAUGGAACAUCCUGGGCCUGCAGGGGGCGUUGCUGAGCCACUUUGUGGAGCCGGUGUACCUGCACAGCGUGACCGUCGGCAGCCUGCGCCACACGGGCUAUCUGGGCCGGGUCCUGAACCAGCGGCAGGAGCGCCUCGGCCCGCUGCCCGCCACGCACAGACGCAACCAGCCCCUGCUCAGCGGGCUGAGCACUGCAGAGAAUCAGCAGCCGGGGAAGGCCUCGUGUGUGAGUGUCAACUGGACGCUGGGGGACGCCCAGCUGGAGGUGGUCAACACAGCAACGGGACGGAGACGGGACUCGGGGACUCCUUCUCGUCUCUGCAAACACGCCCUCUUUGCCCGCUGGAACAGACUCUACCGCAAGUCUGGGAUCCACGUGCUCAGCUCGGCGGACGGCCAGCUCAUGUACUGCGACGCCAAGAUGGCGGCACGUCCUUACCAGACAGUGAAGCAGCAGUGGUUCAGAUCUCUGCAGGAAACGGGCCUCGGGACCUGGGUCAAGAAACCACCAGAGCAGGAACAGUUCCUGCUGUCGGUCUGAGGACGAGAGAGAGAGAGAGAGAGAGUGUGUGUGUGUGUUUAUUUAACCUUUAUUUUUUAGGGUAAGAUGACUUCAUGCUCGUUAUCAACAUCCUGUCUUCAUACCUGAAGGUUUACCAGUGUAUCUUCUAAAGUCAUGGCUAUUGUCAUCAGUGUGUGUGUGUGUGUGUGUGUGUGUGUCCUCCUGGAUGUGCCGCCCUUCCACUCAACAGAAUCACAACAAGAGGAAGGUCAACUGGACAAGCUGAAAAGAAAACAGACAUAAAAAGAUGGACCCUUUCCUUUUUUGGCCCUUUUUCAAACGCACAAGCGCACACGUUUAAGCAAACACACACCUAAAUACCCCCUCUUCGGCUGUCAAGGAAGGGUGGGGUAACCUUGAGCAGAAUGAAAGGCAGCCGCUAUCUUGUCAUCAGCUAUUUCUGGGCCCCAAGGCUCCCGCUGAGGAGCCGAGCCAUGGGGGAGAGAGACAGAGAAAGGGAAAAAGCAUGAGAGAGCGAGCGAGAGGUCCACGUCCAAUUACCGGCCCUGUCAGGGUGACGGGUGAUAGAAGGAGAAGAAGGGAAGAGCGGGAAAAAGAGAGGGACACAACGUCGCUUUCAGCCCGCCUCAUUUUUAUCUUCGUCCUCCAUCUCUGACUCACCCUUUGACUCCUGACUUACUCCUCCUUUUGUCUCCAUCUCUCCCUCCUCGCCCCCUUUACAUUUUCUUUAGUCCUCCACCUAUUUCCCCCGCUGUCCUCUUUGUCACUCUCUGAUCUUCGCUCGCGUCUCCCCCCCCCCCCUGCCUGCAGGUUAACACGACGAGACUACAGGUUAAUACACCCUCUUUUUUUUUUUCCUUACUUCCAUCGCUGGCGGAGAGAGGGCAAAGAACUGAGGUGCAUGAAGGCAGCCAUGACGGUUUGCCUAAGUGCAGGUGUGGGUGAUGAUGAGGAAGGGGAGUUUCUCCCUCCCUUUCGUACAAAUUGAAUCUCCUUUCUCUUUGUUUCUUGUGACCUGGUUGACCUUUGUUCCCGUACAUCUGAAUGGGAGCCAGUGAGAGUGGCUUUAGGUGGUCAUUAGUCAUUAGUGAGGCCUCGCUGACCUCAUCAACGUGUGUUUUCUCUCUGGAGGCACGACCGCCCUGAACAGAUAGUCAGGGUGCAGCAACUUUUUUUAAAGCCACACCCUGUUGAACUGCCCCUUGAAUUUUGAAAACCUUCUUUUGGAACACGGUUUUCUACCAGCUAUGUAUGAAUUAAAGAAAAACAAAUCAGCGAGGUAAAUAUGGACAGUAACGAUCACUACCAUGAACGUUUGUACCUCAGGCAAUUUGUUAAGUCUUUACAUACUUCACGAUGUAAACAGAGAUAUUUCUCAUGCAGCUAAAUGUUGGUAUUCAUUGUGAUCAUGGCUGUGUUUCUUCUGUCAUUGCUGUAUUAUCUCCAAUUGUAGAAGAGGGAUAGACACCUAAUCAAAGUAAUGAGAGUGACACCUAGUGGUCAUUCCCUGUCAUUGUCCCCCUGUCCUGCUUACUGGGCAUCAAGCGCUCCGGUGAGGACGCGUCAGCAAGCAUGAUGACCGCCCACAAGGGAGAACCUUACCCGCCUGUGGCCUGCAUGUGACUCCACGGCCACAAGGCCAAAGUCUUCACUGGUCUUUAGUAGGUCUAUGUAGGUCUCAGAAACUUUGUUAUAGCGUUACUUAUUUGAUUAAGUUUCAAAAAGCAAAUCUUACUGAGUGAUUAUUGGGAUUAACGCUCACACGCUCAGCUGUCCUGCUUCAUCACGGCUGCGUGGCUGCGGUUAGAAUGACAAUGACCAAACAACACUAACUGUGCGCACAUACUCACCGUUGUAAAAGGACCCUUUUCUCUAUAAAGCCACACCCAAAAAGGUAAUAUGCAUUUCAGCUGGACUCCAGAGGCUUUAAAGGCGACAGGACGAGGGUGACUGUACCGCUCUGUGUGUUAGAGGCACGUGAACCUUUCUGGGUGCCCCGAUUCAAGGAAGUCAUAUGGGCUCCUGCUGUUAGGUUGCUUCCACUUAAAGAUUAGAUUUAGUGAAAACACGUUCUGCCUGUGUGCAUCAGAGCAGAGAUUUAACCAACAUGUGUUGCAGGUUUUCAUUGUUU